This is a messenger RNA of Erigeron canadensis, 1182 nucleotides long. Its product is annotated as putative pectinesterase 14. Gene Ontology annotation, molecular function: pectinesterase activity. The record is from RefSeq and is a predicted model, not a curated record. Lineage: Eukaryota; Viridiplantae; Streptophyta; Magnoliopsida; Asterales; Asteraceae. Bases 1 to 1182 code for a protein of 393 amino acids. The transcript is spliced from 5 exons. Gene Ontology annotation, biological process: cell wall modification.
AUGAACAACAGAAGAAACAGAUUUUUUUGGCUAUAUGUCAUUACGAUUGCCCUUUUUUCCGUAAUAAUUUCUUUCUACACCAAAAACUCUUUCUACACCAAAAACUCAAACAUAAAUAAUAGAAUCGAUAUCCUUAGAAGGACCAUCGAGCAAAAUGGAAUUUAUGAUCUCUUUACUUUCUUAAACAAGAACUAUAACCCUCUGCUUAGUCAAAGUAAGCUUUCUUGUGAUGCCAAUAAAUGGAAGUCUCCACUCAUAGCAAAGUAUGGGGUGACGACUGUUUUGACCGUUGAUCAAAAGGGCUGUGGCAAGUUCAACACCUUUAAAAAGGCAGUGGAUGCUGUUCCGGAAAAUUCUCCCAAACCAACACUUAUAAUAUUUGAUUCAGGCACAUACACGGAGAAAGUCGAUGUGCCAAAAACCAAGACUAAUCUAAUAAUACAAGGCCAGGGUUAUCUCAAUACGUUUCUCUCUUGGAACGCCAAUGCAGCUUCAAGUAACGGCACUGUUUUCAGCUACUCUGUUGGCAUUUUUGCUCCAAAGUUCAUGGCUUAUGAUAUCAGCUUUAAGAACACAGCUCGUCCCCCAAACCCAGGUGAGAUUGGAGCUCAGGCAGUUGCGCUGAGAGUCGGGGCAGAUCAAGCAGCUUUUUAUAAUUGUGGCUUUUAUGGACAUCAAGAUACUCUCCAUGAUGAUCUAGGAAGGCAUUAUUUCAAGAAUUGUUUCAUUGAAGGAACCACAGAUUUUGUCUUUGGAAAUGGUAGAUCACUCUAUGAGAACUGUACACUGAAUUCGGUAGCAAGUGGCCCAGGGAUCAAUGGAGCAGUAGCAGCACAACAAAGAAGCUCAUUGGAAGAGAAAACGGGGUUUUCAUUUGUGAAUUGUAAGCUUGGAGGAAAGGGUAAUAUAUGGCUUGGGAGAGCUUGGGGUGUAUAUUCAACUACUGUUUUUAUAAAAACAUCAAUGACGGCAAUUGUUGCUCCUGAAGGAUGGAAUAACUGGAAAGACCCCUCUAGAGAACAGAAAGUUUUCUUCGGAGAACAUGCGUGCACUGGUCCAGGAGCAAAUCCCAAAGGUCGAGUGAAAUAUGCAAAACAACUUAGCGCUGCAGAUGCAAAACCUUACAUGGAUAUCUCUUACAUUGAUGGGAAUGAAUGGCUUCCUAAAGACAUUAACACUUAG